This is a messenger RNA of Pichia kudriavzevii, 2172 nucleotides long. RefSeq lists its product as uncharacterized. The transcript has a single exon. The coding region runs from base 1 to 2172 and encodes 723 amino acids. Lineage: Eukaryota; Fungi; Ascomycota; Pichiomycetes; Pichiales; Pichiaceae. Gene Ontology annotation, molecular function: mismatched DNA binding; ATP-dependent DNA damage sensor activity; ATP hydrolysis activity. The record is from RefSeq and is a predicted model, not a curated record. Gene Ontology annotation, biological process: mismatch repair. Gene Ontology annotation, cellular component: MutLalpha complex.
AUGACAACUGAGAGGAGAAGAAUAUUGCCAUUAGAUAAGAAGGUGGUCAAUUUAAUUGCAGCAGGAGAGAUCAUUAUUGCCCCAGCAAACGCACUUAAGGAAUUACUUGAAAAUUCAAUUGAUGCUGGUGCCACUCAGAUAGAAGUUGUUGUUAAAGAUGGUGGGAUGAAGUUGCUGCAAAUAACUGAUAAUGGUUCUGGAAUAAACAAAGAGGACUUACCGAUCCUAUGCCAGCGGUUUACCACAUCGAAAUUAGUCGAGUUUGAGGACUUACGAAGUAUUUCAACUUACGGGUUCAGAGGUGAAGCCUUGGCCAGCAUCUCUCAUAUUGCCAGGUUGAGUGUUAUAACAAAAACCAAAGAUGAUAGUUGUGCAUGGAAGGCAUCAUAUAAGGACGGUGAACUUAUCGGCGGACUCGAUGACGGCGUCAAGCCAAUAGCUGGUAAAGAUGGUACAGUUUUGGUUGUUGAAGACUUGUUUUAUAACAUUCCGUCAAGGUUACGUGCCCUAAAAAGCAAGAACGAAGAAUAUGCCAAUAUUCUCGAGGUCAUCAGCAAGUAUCUUAUUCACGUUGACAAUGUCGGUUUCAGCUGCCAAAAACAAGGAGGUAACGGUUUGGACAUCAUGGUAAGGUCAAAUUUAUCAAGAAAAGAACGAAUACGAUCAGUUUACGGCUCAGCUAUAGCUAAUAAUUUAUUGAAUGUUGACAUUAAAAUAGACGAGGACUUUAGAACUCAGUUUGGGCUCCUAAAAUGCCAAGGUUCUGUCAGUAAUACAAGUUUUGAGAAUAAAAAAUCGAUCCAACCGAUAUUCUUUAUCAACCAUCGUUUGGUAGUCUGCAAUCCACUUAAGAGAGCACUUGGCGCUUUGUAUUCUACUUAUUUGCCUAAAGGCCACAAGCCGUUUAUUUAUCUUUCACUAGAAAUAUCCCCGCAGAAUGUCGAUGUGAAUGUUCAUCCCACUAAGCGAGAGGUUAGGUUCUUAAAUGAGGAUGAAGUUGUGGAUCGUAUAGUGGUUUCCAUUGAUAACGUGUUGUCUGAUUUAGAUUCAUCAAGAAAAUUUUUAACUCAACAAAUUCUAACAAAUGCCAGAAAAAUCGAAGAUGACAUUGAAGAGAGGAGAAAUAAGAGAACCAGAGGGUUGGUGGAAGAGCCAGUAACUCGAGAAAAAAAGAAGGCAAUACCACUAUCACAAUUUAAAAAGCCAUACGAGCAUGAAAUGGUGAGAACUGACCAUAGUCAAACCACGUUGAAUAAUUUUGUGAAGUCGUUUUCAUCCCAAAAUACUCAACAAACAAACUCAGCUGAAGAUUCGAUUGAUAUUGACGACGUUUCUCAAGAUUUUGACUCAUCUACCAUUUUAGAGACGACAACAGCCACUAAAGAGAUAGAGCCAGUUCGUCUACAAUCAAUAAUCUCGUUGAAGCAAGAGUUACAAGCUCGAGGAAAUAGGUUUCUUACCCAAAUUUUUGCACAACACACAUAUGUCGGUAUUGCCGAUUACGAGAAAAGGCUAUGUUGUAUUCAGCAUGACGUCAAUUUGUAUUUAGUCGACUAUGCAAGCCUUUGUUCAGAAUUUUUUUAUCAUAUUGGCUUGGCAGAUUUUGCUGCAUUUGGUAAAAUUGAAAUUGUUAAUGAGGGUGGAAUUGACAUUUUGCACUUACUCAAAAAGGAGGUCUAUGAGAAUGAAGAAUUCGUGAAGAUAUUUUGUGAGAGAAAUCAAAUUAAGGAGCUUCCUGACCUUAGAGAUAGUGUUCAAACAUGCUUUGUUAAUAUGUGCGAAAUGUGGGAAGAGUAUUUUAGCACAGAAAUAGAUGUUUCAGAUUCAUUUGCCCCAAAAUUAAAAAGUUUGCCUUUAUUGCUGAAAGGUUAUAUUCCUAGCUGGAACAAGUUAAGUUUGUUCCUUUUCCGCGUAAUAACCAAGGUUAAUUGGAACGAUGAAAAAGAAUGCUUGGGUGGUAUUUUAAGACAAUUUGCUUUGUUCUACGUUCCAGAGAUAAUCUACGAUGAUGUUGAGAACGCUAAAGAAAGGAAAAUGAAGAUUGGGGCAUGUCUAGAAAAUCUAAUCAUGCCUAUGAUCAAGAAAAAGUUUCUUGCUACGGACAAUCUGGCUAGAGAUGUGAUUGAAAUUGCAAGUUUACCCAGACUUUACAAAGUUUUCGAAAGGUGUUGA